CAAUGUCAAUUGUAAUUAUCAAAACGGCAUCUCAUUGUGGUUUGUUUUUGUUGUAAAUAUUAUAAAAUAAACCAAGUUCAAAAUCAUCCAAAAAUGAGUCCAAGUCACUACUGGAAGUUUAUCGAUGAAAGCGACUUAUCGGGAUAUAGUUUAAUAAUCCCUAGCGUGGCCGUGGGUAAUGUUGGCCAACUUGCAUGUGAUUUGCUUAUUUCGUCUUUGAAGAUGAAGAAAAUCGCUACAGUGUACAGUCCGGCGUUUAUACCAGUUUUAGGAUAUGAUCCAUAUGAUUUAAAAUCGAAGAGCUUGUCAAGUUCUUGUGAAGUCUACAUCUGUGAUUCAAGAAAAAUUGUUGUCUUACAGAUAAGGGCACCUUUGGUUUACAAAUUCGCACAGUCAUUUCUAGAGAAUAUAGUGCAAAUAUUUAAAGAGAAAAAUGUACAGAAUGUCGUACUUUUGACAAGUAGCUAUGCCCAUGAAAAAAAACAUAUUAGUACUUCGCCAUUUCGAUACAUAUGCACAGAAUCUACUCCUUAUGACAAUGAAGUGAAUGAACUGAAAUGGACUAAACACGAUCAAGAAGAAGGUAGACUGAAGAUUUUUGGUGGUGGUUUUGCAUCAAUGUUUUUUGAAAUAUGCAAAAAUAAAUCACUGCCAUGUUUCAUACUUUAUAAGUUUUGUUCUGAAGGUGAUAAUAGCCCAGACGCAUAUGAUAUGGUUUAUCAUUUAAAUAAAAUAUUGCCAUUGUUUAGUCAAGACAAAGAUUUCUCUUCACAAUUAAAACAACCUGUUUCUUGGAAACUAUUAUUUGGUAGACCACCACCUAAAGAUAUUUAUUAA
Papilio machaon (common yellow swallowtail) is the source of this 837-nucleotide messenger RNA. RefSeq names its product proteasome assembly chaperone 2. The transcript has a single exon. The record is from RefSeq and is a predicted model, not a curated record. Gene Ontology annotation, biological process: proteasome assembly. NCBI's taxonomy places the organism in Eukaryota, Metazoa, Arthropoda, Insecta, Lepidoptera, Papilionidae. The coding region runs from base 94 to 837 and encodes 247 amino acids. Gene Ontology annotation, cellular component: nucleus; cytosol.